Messenger RNA from Moneuplotes crassus, 815 nucleotides. The record is from the annotation of a GenBank genome assembly. NCBI's taxonomy places the organism in Eukaryota, Ciliophora, Spirotrichea, Euplotida, Euplotidae.
UAAAUGGAAUCAACUCAAAAUAUAGCGGUAGAAGAGAUGAAGAUUUUGAAAGCUUAUGAGAGCUUUUGUAUAGGUCUCAACGGAAUUUCAGAAUUGUCAGUAAAGGUUGUCAUUGGGUCAUCCAAGGGAUACUUUUCAUUACUUAGAGUUCUCGGUUUGAAUGAGAAAUUCAUCAGAAAAAUACUUAAGACUGAUCUUAUUGCUGAACUUGUUCCUGAUAUUACCUAUUCCUUUGACGAAGAGCAAAGAAAGAGACAAAUAGGAGAUGAUUAUUUUUUAUCACGAAGAAUUAAAUAACAUAAAAAUGAUGCCAGUUACAAGUGGAAUUGCGAUUAUGCCAAAAUAUUUGAUCAAAUCCCUUUCAAAAAGCAUACCAAAGGUGAUCAAUAAUAUUGAAAUAUUGAAAGUGAAGUUAAAAGAAAAGGACUUGCUGAUGAUAUUAGCAAAUUUAAGCCGUUCCUAUCAACUUCUUUUAGAAGGGUGUUUACUUCCUUGCAUUAAACCAGAAAGAAAAUUUUAUUCAGCUCCAUCAAUUUCAAGAUUAUCCUUAGAUUCAUGAUUGGAUCACAAACAAAACAAACUAAAAAGCAAUGGGCAAGAAAUGAGAUCUCUCUUCAACUUCAUCAUGACUACACCCCUCUCCACCUCCCUCCAAAACAUCAACCUCGACUACAUAUUCCCAAAACCCGAUGCUCUAUCCCUCCAAAAAACAUUCAAACUCGACCACAUCACCUUCACCGGCUACUGCCCUAAAACCUUCAAAAAAUUCUAGCCCAAGUCCUCUGCACUAAAAGACCAUUUCUAUAAAAAUUUCA